Molecule: messenger RNA, 1120 nt
Organism: Esox lucius (northern pike)
Lineage: Eukaryota; Metazoa; Chordata; Actinopteri; Esociformes; Esocidae
Product: globoside alpha-1,3-N-acetylgalactosaminyltransferase 1-like
Exons: 5
Coding region: 1-1002 (333 amino acids)
Biological process (GO): carbohydrate metabolic process
Cellular component (GO): vesicle; Golgi apparatus; membrane
Molecular function (GO): hexosyltransferase activity
Source: RefSeq, a predicted model, not a curated record
AUGCGGCAACACAAACACUGGAUCAAAGAAUUUCAGCAUUUCACGCAGAGCAGGUGUAGCUUCUUCACUGCAAGGGAACAAUUUCACAGUUUCUUUAUUUCCAGCAAAAAUGUUCCAGUUCACGUGGAUGAGAACAGCGUAAGGGUGUCAUAUGAGCAGCCCCAUCUCUUGUUGGGACGUACUGAUGUGGUAUCAGUGACCCCAUGGUUGGCACCCAUUGUCUGGGAAGGCACCUUUGACCCAGUGCUCAUUGACAACAUCUACAAGCCCAUGAACCUCACCAUAGCCACCACAGUGUUUGCUGUUGGAAAAUAUGUCAGCUUUCUCAAAGAUUUCCUGGAGACUGCAGAGAAACACUUCAUGAUCAACUUCAGGGUGCGCUACUAUGUUUUCACUGAUCGUCCCAAUGAAGUUCCUUCAGUGAACCUGAGUGGAGGGAGACAUCUGACAGUGAUCUCAAUCCCAGGUUCAAACCGCUGGCAGGAGAUUUCAGCGCAGAGGAUGAAGAUCAUCCACAACACCAUCGAAACUCAGAUCCGCAAGGAGGCCGACUACAUCUUCUGUCUUGAUGUGGACAGCAAGUUCCAUUUUCGUUGGGGUGCAGAGUCUCUUGGAAGGCUGGUGUCUGUGAUUCACCCAGGCUACUAUGAUACAACUCGUAACAACUUCCCAUAUGAACGGCGUCCAGCCUCGAAGGCCUUUAUGUCCAUGGACCAGGGUGAUUAUUACUAUGGUGGAGCCGUGAUCGGAGGGCUUGUGGAGGAUGUGUACAUACUAACUAAGGAAUGUCAGAAAAGAUUUGAAGAGGAUGCCAAGAAUUCCAUCGAGGCCGCUUGGCAGGAGGAGAGCCACCUCAACAGGUACCUGUACUACAACAAGCCCAGCAAGGUGUUGUCUCCAGAGUAUCUGUGGCAAGACUUCAAGGCCAGAACAAAAAAAGUCAAAGUGAUUCGCUUCUCUGGGGUCAUUAAAAACUAUGCUGCAGUUCGUCCUAAUGUAUAGGGCAUGGGUUUUCACCAUUAAGAGUGGAUGCAAAUACUUACUGAAACCAUUAUUACAUUUGAACACUGCAUAGUGUUAAAUCAGAAUGAAUAUUUCCCAGGUUGCUUUGUAUAUCAAG